Messenger RNA from Medicago truncatula (barrel medic), 1328 nucleotides. RefSeq names its product bifunctional protein FolD 2. Bases 136 to 1017 code for a protein of 293 amino acids. The record is from RefSeq and is a predicted model, not a curated record. Gene Ontology annotation, biological process: tetrahydrofolate interconversion. NCBI's taxonomy places the organism in Eukaryota, Viridiplantae, Streptophyta, Magnoliopsida, Fabales, Fabaceae. The transcript has 5 exons. Gene Ontology annotation, molecular function: methylenetetrahydrofolate dehydrogenase (NADP+) activity; methenyltetrahydrofolate cyclohydrolase activity. Gene Ontology annotation, cellular component: cytosol.
UAAAAUGUCAAAAUUACUUUUUUUGUGAGAGUUAAAAUUAGGUGGCUGUGAAGAUAAAAAUGGGUCUUAUUAUUAACAUGAUAUACAGUUAGUGAAGUUACAUUGUAAGAGUAGACCGCAACCUUCUCCGAUCAAAUGGCCACCGUAAUCGACGGCAAAGCCGUGGCACAAACAAUCCGAUCUGAAAUCACCGACGAGGUCCGUCUCCUCUCUGAGAAAUACGGCAAGGUUCCAGGACUUGCAGUGGUGAUAGUAGGGAACAGACAAGAUUCAGAAAGCUAUGUGAGAACAAAGAGAAAAGCUUGCGCUGAUUUGGGAAUAAAAAACUUCGACAUUGACCUUCCUGAACAAAUUUCCGAAGCUGAAGUUAUCAAGCAUGUUCAUCAAUUGAACGCUGACCCCAAUGUACACGGUAUAUUGGUUCAACUUCCAUUGCCUAAGCAUAUAAAUGAAGAGAAAGUUUUGACUGAAAUCAGCCUCGAGAAGGAUGUAGAUGGUUUUCAUCCUUUGAACAUCGGCAAGCUUGCCAUGAAAGGCAGAGACCCUCUCUUUGUUCCCUGCACUCCCAAAGCAUGUCUUGAACUAUUGUCACGAAGUGGUGUAAGUAUAAAGGGGAAAAGGGCAGUUGUGGUUGGUAGAAGCAACAUAGUCGGGUUACCAGUUUCAUUACUGCUUUUGAAAGCAGAUGCUACAGUUACCAUUGCUCAUUCACACACAAGUCAACCAGAAGAUAUCAUACGUGAAGCAGAUAUUGUUAUUGCAGCAGCAGGACAGGCAAAGAUGAUCAAGGGAAGUUGGAUAAAACCUGGAGCUGCAGUAAUAGAUGUUGGCACAAAUUCUGUUGAUGACCCAACUAGGAAGGCAGGUUAUAGACUUGUUGGAGAUGUAGAUUUUGAGGAAGCAUCUAAAGUUGCUGGUUGGAUUACUCCUGUUCCUGGAGGUGUAGGUCCAAUGACAGUCACAAUGUUGCUGAAGAAUACUUUGGAGAGUGCUAAGCGCAGCAUUGAGCAGAAUUGAUAUUCCUCUAAUUUUAAAUAAAAGGGAAUUUACUCUUCUUUUGAGAAUCAGUAAUGUCCUCAGUUCAGUUUCUGCUAAGAUAGAUGAACGUAUUCUAUAAAAUUGUAAGGGUCGGUGUUAAAACUAGUUAAGUUGUUUUGGUCCAACGGAAUUAUAAUUCCUCUUGUUCAAUAUCUUUUGUUUCCUUCCCUGUUCUUGAUCUUUUCCCCCUCUUGUUCUCUGUAUUUUAUUGGAAUAUUGCUUUUGGUACAUCAAAAAUCUUAAGUCAGCAUAUUUUAUUAGUACCUGAAUGAAUGUUAAUGUUGAUCCUA